Messenger RNA from Laetiporus sulphureus 93-53, 693 nucleotides. RefSeq lists its product as uncharacterized. The record is from RefSeq and is a predicted model, not a curated record. The transcript has 3 exons. NCBI's taxonomy places the organism in Eukaryota, Fungi, Basidiomycota, Agaricomycetes, Polyporales, Laetiporaceae. The annotation marks the transcript as partial.
UCGCUGGCGACCUCGUCAAAGGCCACCUGCCUUGAUACGAGCGCCCUCAUCAGCUUUUACCUCGCCAGCUCGAGCGCCCCAGUCGACAGCUAUGUCGACUACUGGCUCAAGGGCAUGUGCGCCCAGAGCCCCUGCACCAACAAGACGAUUGCCUACUUGGUCACGACCGCCGUUGAUGGCUGCGCGGCGGACCUCACGAAUUACGGCCUCCCGAACAACACCGACGAGCUCACGAGCCUCGCCCAGCAGUACUACCCGACCGUCCGCGAGAUUGCCUGCUUCACUUGCAACAACACUCGCUGCGUGACCGAGACGCUCGAUAACCUCCAGACGGUAACCGGGACGAUCACCAAGGCGAACGCGAUCGAUAUCGGCGUGUCUAUCGCCAACGGCACCAUCAAACUGCCGAGCAACGUCACCUGCACCAACUGCACCAAGGAGGCGUACAACCUCGUGGAGGAGAACCACCCCAACUUGAUCACCUCGGGCAUCAACAACACCAUCGUCAACCAGUGCGGCUCCAGUUUCGUCGACGGCGUCGAGCCGACGACCAUCAACCAGACCGCUGACGCUGCCGUGUCAAGCGCGAGUACCGACGCCAGCGGUGCGCUCGGGCUGUCCAUGAACACGGCGCUUGGAAUCGCGGUGUCGUCCUUCGUGGUGCUCUCGUCGACCGUUGCUCUCCUCGCUUGA